GUGAGCGUCCGGGGCUCUCGGGGCCGCCGCUCCCUCAGGGCGGCGGCGGACAGACCUGGUUCCCAUGACAACGGCGGGCGGGGGCGCGGGGGCUCGCCCGGUUCCGACGCUCUCGGCGGGCCGGCGUCAGGCGGCGGCUUGGGCGGACCCGGCCCCUUCUCCCUCGCCGCCUGCGGGAGAAGCCGCGGCCUGAGGCCGGCCUGGAUGCUUCCGCUGGGGCAGAUGCUCACAGCCUGUCCCGCUGGCCGCCUUUGUACGUCGUGCUUAAUUGAUUUGAUUAUUGUUCCCUUACGGGACGCCUUGCUGACAGCCUCAUUGCUCGGUGGACACGGUGAAAGCAGAACCUGAGCAUUGCUGUGCUUUCGGGCAAAGUGCGAGACGCGUCGCCUCCUCUCCCAGUGUGUUUUAGUUGCUCCAUGGAUUCCUGUGGGCAGCUCAGAGCAAAAGAUAAGCAGUCGGUGAUGAACAGAAUGCAGAAGAAGUACUGGAAGACUAAACAGGUCUUUAUCAAAGCCACUGGAAAGAAGGAAGACGAGCAUGUGGUUGCAUCUGAUGCAGAACUGGAUGCUAAGCUUGAGGUUUUUCACUCCAUCCAGGAGACAUGCAAUGAACUUCUGAAGAUAGUUGAGAAAUAUCAGCUAAGACUCAAUGUUAUAUCAGAGGAAGAAAAUGAACUCGGGCUCUUUUUAAAGUUCCAAGCAGAACGGGACACCACUCAAGCUGGUAAAAUGAUGGACGCAGCUGGCAAGGCUCUGUGCUCUUCAGCCAAGCAAAGAUUGGCCUUGUGCACUCCCCUCUCUCGUCUUAAGCAAGAAGUAGCAACGUUUAGCCAGAGGGCCGUUUCUGACACUUUGAUGACCAUUAAUCGUAUGGAGCAGGCUCGCACGGAAUACAGAGGAGCCCUGCUGUGGAUGAAGGAUGCAUCCCAGGAGCUCGACCCAGACACCUUAAAACAAAUGGAAAAGUUUAGAAAAGUACAGAUCCAAGUGAGAAAUAGCAAAGGUUCUUUUGACAAGUUAAAGAUGGAUGUCUGUCAGAAAGUGGAUCUGCUUGGAGCCAGUCGCUGCAAUAUGCUGUCUCAUUCUCUCGCUACUUACCAGAGAACAUUGCUUGGGUUCUGGGAGAAAACAGCUCAAAUGAUGUCCCAAAUCCAGGAGGCCUGUGCUGACUUUCAUCCAUAUGACUUCAUCGCUCUCAAGCGACUACAAGACAAACCAGGCAAUGUCACUGCAGACAACAAGGAAGAAGAACCGGAAGGCAGCUGUCUUACUGCAAACCUCAACAAGGUAGCUUUAUCAGAAGAGGAAGAAAGCGGUGAGAGAGAACCAGCAGUGGCAAAAGCUCUGCCUAGAGACUCGCUGGAAGGAGAUGACUUUGAGAAGGAAUUCGCAUUUCUGAACAGCCUCCUGAGCCUUACCCAGGAAUGCCAGACAGCCUGCGGGAGCCCCAGUGCUGGCCUCGCAGCCCAGGACCCUCCGGUGGGAUCCUCCCAGUUCCUCCCUUCACACCUCUUGGACCUCGGCCUUCAUGCGGAAGGAGUUUCCAAAACCCCCAACAAUGGUAACCAAGACAUGUCAGCCUGGUUCAAUCUAUUUGCAGACUUGGAUCCGCUCUCCAACCCAGACGCCAUCGGACACUCAGACGAUGAACUUCUCAACGCCUGACUGGGGCCCCAGGUUCAGGGGUCUCAAGGCAGCAACUGUGCAGCACUGGCCUUUGUGGAGAGGAGUCUCACUGCCACCACACACAGACACGUGUUCAGGGCAGGACAGAGGGUCUGGUGUCUGAGAAGCCUGUGUAUUUAUUGUGCUGGACGUGAAAGCUGUUGAUUGUAUGUGGAAAUUUUUAGAAACUCCCGAGUUUGCAAUACUGAGAAACCAAACUUAGGUCUGAAUCUCAGGAGCACGGCGUGUUUCUUUGGGAAGUGUUUUACAUUCAAGUCAGUUUGCUGUGAGUGGGUUAGGAAUGGGAUAUAAAGCGGUGAUCAUUUGGGGUUAGUUUUUUGAUACUGGCGGUGUUUUCUGUUCGGGGGAACAGCAACAGAAUAGAAAGCUUUUUCCCUGAUUACA
This is a messenger RNA of Microtus ochrogaster (prairie vole), 2069 nucleotides long. The record is from RefSeq and is a predicted model, not a curated record. NCBI's taxonomy places the organism in Eukaryota, Metazoa, Chordata, Mammalia, Rodentia, Cricetidae.